UUUCAAUUCCUCUGGCAACAAACCACACACUGGGAUCUGACGUUGUAGGUUUUUUUUUUUUUUUUUUUUUUCCUAAAGCAUAUUUAAACUCUCACACAUUUAUGUAAUGAGGAUUUUGUGUAGGAUUUUUCUGCAGAAUAACAUUUGGUCUUAUUAAGAAUUGUCUGUCAAAUGUUGGAGCAUUUGAUUGAAAAAUCCUUCUCAGCCUUUUUAGAGCUAGCUCUCGAAUGAUUAGAAGAAUUGAUUCUGAGACUCAUCAGUUCAUUUCCUGUAAAAUUCAUGUCUUGCUGUUUAUUCAUGAAUAAGAACCAGACCUUGUAGAAACCACCUCAAUCAUAUCUUGGAGCGUGAAACAUUAAUUCAUCCCGUGAACAAGAAUAAUGGGCUGUGAUCGAAACUGUGGGCUCAUCGCUGGGGCUGUCAUUGGUGCGGUUCUGGCUGUGUUUGGAGGUAUCCUAAUGCCAGUUGGAGACAUGCUGAUUGAGAAGACAAUUAAAAAGGAAAUUGUCCUUGAAGAAGGUACACUUGCUUUUAAAAAUUGGGUUAAAACAGGCACAGAAGUUUACAGACAGUUUUGGAUCUAUGAUGUGCAAAAUCCACAGGAAGUGAUGGUGAAUAGCAGCAACAUUAAAGUUAAGCAAAGAGGUCCUUACACGUACAGAGUUCGUUAUCUAGCCAAGGAAAACAUAACCCAGGACCCUGAAGACCACACAGUCUCUUUCGUGCAGCCCAAUGGUGCCAUCUUUGAACCUUCACUAUCAGUUGGAACAGAGAAUGACACUUUCACAGUUCUCAAUCUGGCUGUAGCCGGUGCAGCCCAUAUCUAUCAAAAUGCAUUUGUUCAGUCGGUACUCAAUUCACUUAUCAAAAAGUCAAAAUCUUCUAUGUUCCAAAACAGAACUUUGAAAGAACUGUUAUGGGGCUAUAAGGAUCCAUUUUUGACUUUGGUUCCAUACCCUGUUCCUACCACAGUUGGUGUGUUUUAUCCUUACAACAACACUGUAGAUGGAGUUUAUAAAGUUUUCAGUGGAAAAGAUAACAUAAGCAAAGUUGCCAUAAUUGACACUUACAAAGGUAAAAGGAAUCUCUCCUAUUGGCCAAGUUAUUGUGACAUGGUUAAUGGUACAGAUGCAGCCUCAUUUCCACCUUUUGUUGAGAAGACCCGGGUAUUGCAAUUCUUUUCCUCUGACAUUUGCAGGUCAAUCUAUGCUGUAUUUGAAUCCGACAUUAAUCUGAAAGGAAUCCCUGUGUAUAGAUUCGUUCUUCCAUCCAAGGCCUUUGCAUCUCCAGUUCAAAACCCAGACAACCAUUGCUUCUGCACAGAAGCAAUUAUCUCAAAAAAUUGUACAUCCUAUGGUGUGCUAGACAUCAGCAAAUGCAAAGAAGGAAAACCAGUGUAUAUUUCACUUCCCCAUUUUCUACAUGCAAGUCCUGAUAUUUCGGAACCUAUUGAAGGCUUAAAUCCAAAUGAAGAAGAACAUAGGACGUACUUGGAUAUUGAACCUAUAACUGGAUUUACUUUACGGUUUGCCAAACGGCUUCAGGUCAACAUGUUGGUCAAGCCAGCAAGAAAAAUUGAAGCACUAAAGAGUCUUACGAGGAACUAUAUUGUGCCUAUUUUGUGGCUUAAUGAGACUGGGACCAUUGGUGAUGAGAAGGCCGAAACGUUCAGAAAGCAAGUGACUGGAAAAAUAAACCUCCUUGGCCUUGUAGAAAUCAUCUUACUCAGUGUUGGUGUGGUGAUGUUUGUUGCUUUUAUGAUUUCAUAUUGUGCAUGCAGAUCAAAAAAAGUGAAAUAGGUAAGUAAACACAAAAAA
Molecule: messenger RNA, 1817 nt
Organism: Propithecus coquereli (Coquerel's sifaka)
Lineage: Eukaryota; Metazoa; Chordata; Mammalia; Primates; Indriidae
Gene: CD36
Product: CD36 molecule (thrombospondin receptor)
Exons: 14
Coding region: 381-1799 (472 amino acids)
Biological process (GO): long-chain fatty acid import into cell; receptor-mediated endocytosis; amyloid-beta clearance by cellular catabolic process
Cellular component (GO): cytoplasm; cell surface; caveola
Molecular function (GO): scavenger receptor activity; low-density lipoprotein particle receptor activity; low-density lipoprotein particle binding
Source: RefSeq, a predicted model, not a curated record